AUUGCACCGACACCAUCAAUUCGAAAACUGGCUUAUUGUCUCUGGAUUUUCUGCUUCGAUUCAAUUUGACAGACGCGCAGUAUACGGCUGAAUCUUAUUCUUGAAUGUUCGAAUCGGAGCAUAUCUUCGACAGAGUGAAAGGCGCCUUUGUUGUGAUUAUAAAUGUGGCGCCGGCGGCGAGCAGUUCACAAAGGGAACGAUCCUUGGCGUAGGUAUAAAUUACCGUGCAUACGAGGCGCCUCGUUUCCUACCCUUCCCUUCUUAUUUUCAUCUCCUUUCAUAUCAAAGUAGUGCUGGAACACUACCCAUUUAAUUUCUCACCGCAGUUUUUUCAAAGUCGACCUUACCAUCGACGUUAUUCAUUCAUACAAUGGCUCGCAAGACGACCAGACGCUCCUUUCAACCCACCAAUGCUCAGAAGCUUUGGGUAUCCUGUCCUAGAGACAAGCGGUGGAAUCUCAUAGACGAUAUCAUCGGAAGAAGUAUCAAAGAAAGCAGAGACGCUGGGGAACGAAAGGGCCAUCGAUCCGAGACCUACAUGCGUGCUGCAGUCAUCAAGGGAACCGAGACGGGACUCAUGAAGAUGCAUGGAAAUAUGGUUCGGCUCAGGAAAGCAGGAUUAAACUUAAUUCAAGAUGUGAUCCAAGAGUGCCAAGAUGAUUCGCUAUCCCCAGUAGCUCAACGCAGAGCUCAUAUGCACUGCUUCAAGACCAAAUUAAAGCGUGUCAAACGGCCUCUCUAUGCAGAGCUUUAUAGCGAUCUACAGAAGUUCAAAGCGCGAUAUGAACGUGAACGCUCAUUGUCCACCGAGCCUGACGAUCGCAUGGUCCUGGAUUCCAAAGAACCAGGAGUAGAAAGCGGCAUGAAUGUCGAGCCUAUUGCUAGUUCUUCCAGGCUCCCGCCCAGCACACCCACCAAGAUGAUCAUCCCAGCGCACUCGUAUCCUACUCCGGAAUCCAUCCCUCGCGUUGGUCAUUUAGCAUCCCGAUUGUUUGCUCUACUGCCCUCCUCCUUUCUUCACCGUAGUUCUAUGGACAUCGACAUACCCGAGUCUCCCAUCCAUGCUCCUCGCCAGUACUGCAAUGUUGCGAUCGCGACUAGUCCCAUCGUGCUCGAAGAAGAUAUUGAUAUGGUUCCUCCGCAUCUUAACGUGGCAUCAUCAUCGCUCUCUUUCAUUUCUCAUCAAUCCGCGUCGUCCAGUAAUGGUGACAUUAACAUGGAGGACGGUGCUGGUACAUCGCCGCGCUGCGCCGGAUGUGAACAGGUGCAGAAGCAACUUGACGCGGCCCAGCUCGAGAUUGAAUAUCUGAAGGAAAAAGUUGAGGAAAUCACGGAAGAAAUGAAUAAGAUCGACGAUGAAAGAAAGGAAUUAAUAACGCAACUAGAGGAAUCAGAAGAGAAAGUAAGCCUUUCGUGUCAUUUUUCUGAUGAUCUCCUCGGCGUUGUUUAUAGGUACGGUCCCGCGACUCCGAGGUGACGACAUUGCAGACUAAGUUGUCAAAGACCCAAGAUGCGAUCCGGCUGCUUUUAAAGAAUAACGCCGAUCGACGGAAGGUGGAGGAGGAGAAACGCGCAGCCAUUCAGAGGGAAUUGCAUGAGGCUACGGCACGACAAGCAGCCGAACUUCAAUGUGAGAAUGAAGUCGAGAAACUGCUUCUCGAACAGAUGGAUACAAUAUAGUGAAUCUAAGUUACAGUAAUUA
Desarmillaria tabescens is the source of this 1702-nucleotide messenger RNA. RefSeq lists its product as uncharacterized. Bases 371 to 1477 code for a protein of 368 amino acids. The record is from RefSeq and is a predicted model, not a curated record. The transcript is spliced from 12 exons. Lineage: Eukaryota; Fungi; Basidiomycota; Agaricomycetes; Agaricales; Physalacriaceae.